AUGCCCGGCCCGCCGCGCCCCCGGGCCCGGGUCCCGCCGCUGCCGCUGCUGCUGCUCGUGCUGGCGGCCCGCGGGGGCUGCGCCGCGCCAGCACCCCGCGCGGAGGAUCUCAGCCUGGGGGUGGAGUGGCUGAGCAGGUUCGGCUACCUGCCCCCAGCGGCGGCGGCCGCGGCUGCGGGGCGGCUGCAGACGCAGGAGGAGCUGUCCGAGGCCAUCGGAGCCAUGCAGCGCUUUGCUGGGCUGGAGGCCACCGGCGUCCUGGACGAGGCCACCCUGGCCCUGAUGAGGACCCCACGUUGCUCCCUGCCCGACCUCCCGGCUGCCGCCCCUGCCCGAAGGAGGCGCCAGGCCCCAGCCCCCACCAGGUGGAACAAGAGGAACCUGUCGUGGAGGGUCCGCAGGUUCCCGCGGGACUCGCCCCUGGGCCGCGACACGGUGCGGGCGCUCAUGCACUACGCCCUCAAGGUCUGGAGCGACAUCACGCCCCUGAACUUCCACGAGGUGGCCGGCAGCCCCGCCGACAUCCACAUCGACUUCUCCAGGGCCGAGCACGACGACCCCUACCCCUUCGACGGCCCCGGCGGCACCGUGGCCCAUGCCUUCUUCCCGGGCGACCGCCGUGCCGCGGGGGACACCCACUUUGACGACGACGAGGCCUGGACCUUCCGGUCUGCGGAUGACCACGGCAUGGACCUGUUCGCGGUGGCCGUGCACGAGUUUGGCCACGCCAUCGGGCUGAGCCACGUGGCGGCCGAGCGCUCCAUCAUGCAGCCCUACUACCAGGGCCCCGUGGGCGACCCCCUGCACUACGGGCUCCCCUACGCCGACCGGGUGCGCGCCUGGCAGCUGUACGGUGUGCGGGAGUCCGUGUCCCCCACGGCGCCGCCAGCCACCACGGAGCCCGAGGAGCCCGCCCUCCUGCCGGAGCCCCCCGACAACCGGUCUGGCACCCCGCCCCGGAAGGACGUGCCCCACAGGUGCACCACUCACUUCGACGCGGUGGCCCAGAUCCGUGGCGAGGCCUUCUUCUUCAAAGGCAAGUACUUCUGGCGGCUGACCCGGGACCGGCACCUGGUGUCGCUGCAGCCGGCGCAGAUGCAGCGGUUCUGGCGGGGCCUGCCGCUGCACCUGGACGGCGUGGACGCCGUGUACGAGCGCGCCAUCGACCACAAGAUCGUCUUCUUCAAAGGAGACAGAUACUGGGUGUUUAAGGACACUAACGUAGAGGAAGGAUUCCCGCGACCCGUCUCCGACUUCGGCCUCCCGCCCGGCGGCGUCGACGCUGCCCUCUCCUGGGCCCACAGUGACAAGACUUAUUUCUUUAAGGACCAGCUGUACUGGCGCUACGAUGAGCAGGCCCGGCGCAUGGACCCCGGGCACCCGGCCCGCAGCCCCCCAUGGAGGGGCGUGCCCAGCACGCUGGACGACGCCAUGCGCUGGUCCGACGGGGCCGCCUACUUCUUCCGCGGCAGGGAGUACUGGAAGGUGCUGGACGGCGAGCCGGCCGUGGCGCCCGGCUACCCCCAGUCCACGGCCCGGGACUGGCUGGUCUGCAGAGACUCUCAGGCGGACCCCGAGGGCGCGGGCGCGGAGGCCGGGGGCCCCGCCCCACCCGGACAGCACGACCGGAGCCACUCGGAGGACGGCUACCAGGUGUGCGCCUGCAGCUCCGGGGCCUCGCGUCCGCCCCGGGCCUGGCGCCCCCUGCUGGCCGCCACGCUGCUGCCGCCGCUGAGCACCCUGUGGAGAGCGGCCUGGGCCCCGGCGCUCUGACAGCAGCUGCGGGCCUGCGAGAGGACAGGCGGUCACAGCCCCGGGUCACCCAGGGCAAGGAGGAGUGCCCCCCGCAGCAGCACCCAAAGCAAGAACUCCCGGAGAGCGGGUGUGUGGCCUUGGGGACCCAGCCUUGCAGCCCCUGAACACAGCCACAACUUCAGCCUCCCGGAUGGAGGGGCAGCUUGGGCGCUGCCCCUGGGCCGGGCACCCUGACUCGUGGACACAGGAGCACCCUUCCACCCCCGCCCCCCUGCUUUUCUGCCUCCGCCUGUCCGGUGGGGACCGGGAGACACUGCCCUUGCAGCCGGCGGACACUGGUCACAGAGACCCUCACUGAUGGGCCCGGGGCCACCGCCCGCGUGCGGCCACCCUGCCCCUGGCCCCUGGUGCUCCCACCCACCGAGGGCGUCUCUGCCCCCAGUCCCCGUGGGCUCGCCGUCGCCUUGCCCAGGGCAGCCCCCAACACUCAGAGGAGCCCCGAGCUGGGGCCGCCGCCGCCGUUCUCCCAGGUGACAGCUGCAGACAAACACGACCUCCCUACUUUCUCGCUGCUCGGUGCGGCCCCUUGCACCCCCAGGUGGGGCCUGCAGGUGGCCGUCCUCCAGGCCUGGAUCCCGGACCCGCCUGCACUCGGGUGGUGGCACUUCCUCCCCUCGGGUUCAGUGGCCCUGGCCUGUCCAGCAUCUCCGUGACGAGUCUGUGACCCGGGGUCCUUAUGCCCAUUUCACAGAUGGAGGAGUGGAGGCCAGCUCCGGGAACUCGCCUCCUGCCUGCAGACAGGCCCAGAGCCCACAGAGCUCGCUGGCAGAGCCCCUGCCCGGGUGCACAGGACGUGCAGAAUGAGACAUGUCCCGUCCUGGGGAAGUGCCUGGGGCGUGGCAGCCAAGGCAGCGAGUGCCCUCAGGACCCCGGGGAAGCUGCUAUGCCCUUGGCUGCUGCUGCUGCCCCGGCUCCGAGUCAGGCCGGCAGCCCCCUCCCGCCAGAGGGGCCGAAGGAGCCCAGCUGGCAGGGAGCCGGUCAGCGCUGGCUUCGCAGGGUGGGCGCCGGGCCGGAAACGGCCUCUCAGUGCCCACAGCGGUCAUGGGGCUCGGUCAGGACGAGCAGCCGGCUCUAAGGUGGGCUCAGAGGGAACCUCUGGGGGCUGGUUCACGGCGGUGGCCCCCACCUGGAGGGAGACAAACGCUGCUUUUGGGGGGGGGCAUCCAGGCAGGUUCCUGAGCAGGAACCGGGAGCAGUUGGUCCCACACGGGACGGACGGGAGCAGCAGGCGCAGGCAUGGGGUCCCGUGUCCUCCUGCCACAGAACCUCGGCCCCCGGAGGGCAGGGGUGUGCAGUCGCUGUGGGGCUCAGAGCUCACGCCCUGGCCACAGGAAGUCCCCCCCGAGACUCCCCACUAGCCUGAGAGAGGGGUGGGAGGAGCCCCUGCAUCUCAGAUGAGGGCCCCUGACCUGGCGCCCAGGUAGCAGAGGCGGAACCCGGCGUGUGUGGCCGCCUCGGUGGGCGGCAGGCUCCAGGCCACGUCCCGCGUCUCCCUGCCAGCCGCCUGGAGCUGGAGCCGGGAGGGCGCUCUGCCUGUCGGACCGCUCACGUAGGCUGACCUGCCCGCCCCUCCCCCGCGUGGCCCCACCUCGGCCCCACGGCCCACGUGGGAGCUGCGUGUCUUUGGGGAAAGGGCCGGGGGAGGGUGGGCACGGCCCCCGGGGGACUAGGUCUGCAAGAACCCGGCCGUCACCGCGGGUGGUGCUCUUCCCCUUGUGUCCAAGCCAAACGCGUUCAUAAAACUUUCCCACCGAGGCUGUUGCGUGUGGAGGUGGGGACGGGAGUCGGUGACGCCGUGCUGGGCCGUGGGGGGGGUGAGUGGUGACGCGGGCAGUGUCCGGCUGGGCCCCCCUCGCCGCCUGGACGAACCCUCAGGACUCUUGACUCCGAGUCUCGUUGUGGUGACCUGCGUGCGUCCAGUUCGGAGUGACCUCGAGUUUGCAGAGGGGGCCGGUGGAGUGCACCCCAAACACUGGGCAGGGGUGCCCACAGGGACGUCGUCCCACCGGGCAGGUUUCCGUGUCCGUCCCAACACCCUCCGCCGACGGCAGGCGCGUCAGCGGUGCGUGGGUGAGCUCUCCCAGGCGGGCACAGCCCCGGGGCCCUUCCCUGACCGCUGCGACCUCACGGCCUCCCGCUCAGCCAGGGCUGAAGGUCGCGUCGCGGCUGGCUGCCCGGUGAGCUGCCCCUCGGCGUCACCGCCCAGAGGGUCCUCACAGGUUCCGUUCCGCGCCUCCGGCAGGAGGGUCACAGAACGGAGCGACACAUGGGGAGUGUCGCCGUGGAAACCCUGGAGAUUCCGUGGGAGACUGGAUUGUCAGCCACCGCCUGUUUUUAUCCCCGGCUGUGCUGGUGCUACUUGCAGAGGCCGGGCGUCCCCAGGGGCCCGGCAGCCUCAGGGACAGACCCAGAGCGAUCCCCCGGGAGGAGGUCCAAGGCCUCCCACCACGGCGGGAGGGCAGGGACCCCAGUCGAGGUCACACGCCGGGCGCAGGUGCUGGCUGACCUCGGCCUGACUCAGCCUCGUGAGCAAACAGACAAGUCCCCAAGUGUGUGGGUGUCAAGUUUACAAAACGUGUCACCACAGGUGACCUCAGGGGCCAGAACACACUGUACGGGGGAGGAAACCGAGGCACCGGCCUUCGCUCCGGGAAGCCCAGCCAGCACUGCGGGCUCAGGGGGCUCAGGCGGACCCGCCCCUGUCCUGGAGGCCGGGAGUCCCAGAGCAAGGUGCUGGCAGGCGCGGUCCCCAGGGAGGGCCGCCUCCUGUGUCCUCAGGUGACAGACUUCCUGUCUCUUCUUAGAAGGACUCUGAUCCCCGGUGAGGGCUGGCCGCUGUGGCCUCGCCUGAACUUCCUCCCCUCCGUGGGUCUCACUCCCAACACCCUCCCCCUGGGGGCCAGAGCCUGCACACGGGAGCGCUGGGCACAGACAUUCAGCUGUGACUCGGGGCCAGGUCGCCCCCUCCCACCACCGUCCUGGGAGCAGAUGGUGGGGCCCUGAGGGGCCAUCGCCCGUCAGAGGAGGCCGGGUGCUGUGGUCUCCGGUGCUGUCCUCCUGCCCUGGGUGGUCGUCUGAAUGGGGGCAAGGUGGUCACCCCCAUCUUCCAGAUAGGGACACGGAGGCCGGGGGAGGGGCCGGCACUGGAGGGCAAGGAGUGGAACCCAGUCUGAGGAUCCUGCUCAGACUCGUGUGGCUGCCAGGCCCCGGGGCCCAGGUCGGGGUGGGGGUGGCUGUGGGCUGGCGGCUGGUGGCCAGUCCAGGGUGGGGCCUCAAGGUGUGAGCAGGCUUCCUCCAGGGCCGUGGGGACCCUGCCAGCCUGGGCGGAGUCCAGCUGUCCCUGUGCCUGCGGCCACCGUCCCACUGCGGGCUCUGCGGCCCUGGAUGCACGAGUUGGCCGUCCACAGCGCAGCGCCCUCUACUGCCCGUUUCUGGAGGUUGCCUGGGGCAGGGUUGCUGGGUGUCUCUGGGACUUCCAUGUGGCCUGGUCUUGCUCCUGAGCGUGGGCGGCCAGGUCCUGAGGGCCAGAGUCGCAGCAGACACCUGGAGGGAAGCUGUGUCACCCUCACAACCUUGUCUGGGGUCACCUCUGCCACUUCCUGCGGGGAAACCGAGGCCUUCAGCUCCCAACCUGCCCCUGCCGGCGGGGCCCUCGUCAGCUUCCUCCCAGACCUCCCGCCCAGUCUGUCCUGCUCCCCCCUCCGAUGUCCCACCCCGUCACCCCCCUCAGAGCCAUCGGCUCUGCCUGGAGUAUUCCGGCAGCCUCCUAGUGGCCCCUGCACCCGCCGUCAGGGCGCAGGGCCGGUCCCAGGAGCCCUGGGCACCAGUCCUCCGCAGCCCACGCCGACGGAGCGCCCGGCUCUCCCGGGGCCUCGGGCUCGGAGGCGCUGGCCGGAGGCCAUGACCUCUCGUUCCAGAGGCAGAAGAGGGGGUGACAAGCUGGCACCCCCAUCCGUGCAACGAGACUCCUCAGAUGGUGUCUGGGGUCAGAGCAGCAGGGGGCGCUUGAUUUACUUUCCUCUCUUUAAUGUUUUUUAACUUUUUAUUCUAUUUUAUUGAUGAUGCCGUCACAGUUGUCCCAAUUAUGCCCCUUUGUGCCCGCUCCACCCGGCACCCCCCACGCCUCAGGCCUUCCCCCACCACUGUUCCCGUCCACGGGUUGUGGGUGUGAGUGGGGGUAAGGUCUUCGGCGUCUCCAUUUCCUGUGCUGCACGGCACGUCCCCGGGGCUGUCCUGCAGCGACCUGUUCGUGCCCACACCUCCUCACCCAUCCCCCACACCCCUCCCGUCCGGCAGCCAUCAGAACGCCCUCCGUAUCUGUGAUUCUGUCUCUGUCCUUCCUGUUUGCUUAAUUUGUUGUUUAGGUUCAGUUGUUGAUAGGUAUGUGUUUUUGCCAUUUUAUUGUUCAUAGUUUGGAUGUUUUUU
Molecule: messenger RNA, 6240 nt
Organism: Phyllostomus hastatus (greater spear-nosed bat)
Lineage: Eukaryota; Metazoa; Chordata; Mammalia; Chiroptera; Phyllostomidae
Gene: MMP17
Product: matrix metallopeptidase 17
Exons: 10
Coding region: 1-1773 (590 amino acids)
Biological process (GO): proteolysis; extracellular matrix organization; collagen catabolic process
Cellular component (GO): extracellular matrix
Molecular function (GO): metalloendopeptidase activity; zinc ion binding
Source: RefSeq, a predicted model, not a curated record